This is a messenger RNA of Argiope bruennichi, 555 nucleotides long. RefSeq names its product copper transport protein ATOX1-like (gene Atox1). The transcript has 3 exons. Bases 200 to 424 code for a protein of 74 amino acids. The record is from RefSeq and is a predicted model, not a curated record. Gene Ontology annotation, biological process: copper ion transport. Gene Ontology annotation, cellular component: cytosol. NCBI's taxonomy places the organism in Eukaryota, Metazoa, Arthropoda, Arachnida, Araneae, Araneidae. Gene Ontology annotation, molecular function: metal ion binding; copper chaperone activity.
GAAGUGAUUUCAAAGUGUUAUCUAUUGCGGUGCCUAUCUGUCAACGGAGACGAUAUCGUUUUAGUUUCGUUUAGAAAAUCAUUGUCAUGUGCUUGUGAUUUUGCUUAAAAAGCUCCCAUUACUCUUGAGAUUAUCACUUCCUUUGAAAAACAGAAGCCAUCUGUUAGAAGUGUUGUGGAAUUUAAUAAUUUUUUUCAUAAUGGCAUCCCAAACACACGAGUUUACUGUAGACAUGACUUGUGAAGGUUGUUCUGGUGCUGUUAACAGAAUUCUUGGAAGACUGAAAGGAUCUGGUGUUGAUGAUUUCUCCAUUGACUUACCGAACAAAAAGGUGUUUGUAACUUCUUCAUUACCUGCAGAUACUAUUCUAGAAACCUUGAAGAAAACUGGGAAACAAACUACCUAUGUUGGUGUUAAAGCUUGAGUUGUCUUAUUUUGUUUCCUGCUUGUCAUCUAAUAUUGUAUACAUUUUUGGAAUAUAUUAAGAUGAUGGAAAAUUUUGUAUUUAUAUUCUAUGAAUUUCUUUAAUUAUUUUUAAUAAAAAUUUAUAAAUAU